Messenger RNA from Saccostrea cuccullata (small rock oyster), 1562 nucleotides. RefSeq names its product RYamide receptor-like. The record is from RefSeq and is a predicted model, not a curated record. Gene Ontology annotation, biological process: neuropeptide signaling pathway. NCBI's taxonomy places the organism in Eukaryota, Metazoa, Mollusca, Bivalvia, Ostreida, Ostreidae. Gene Ontology annotation, molecular function: neuropeptide receptor activity. Gene Ontology annotation, cellular component: plasma membrane. The coding region runs from base 426 to 1562 and encodes 378 amino acids. The transcript is spliced from 2 exons.
UGAAAUAAGAGAAUUUCUGACACUGGGAUCUCUGAUAAAGUCUAGAGAUUGAUCACCAAUCGUACUAUAAGAUGUAGUACUACAUCACCGACGAAUGCUCUCCCGAGUUUCUAAUGGUCCUAAAGAAAACAUUGAAGAUUCCAAUCACGUGUCCAUUGCUUUAUGAAGUUUUUACAUCCUUUCUAUCUCUAAGCGUAUCUUUGCUUAGCCUUAGACAUCUCAACGAUAAUGCAUUUAAAUGUUAAAUCAUACGGAAAGGGCCGACUAAUAUAAUAGGCUUAGUCAAUGGAAUAACGGGAAAAAGACGCUUUAGGAUCUAACACCGCGGCUUUAUCUCUUCAGCCAGAAAUUAGCUUUGGACAUUCAACAGUGAGGGAGAAUCAACGGCUGAUUUAUGAAAAACUUGAAUUUUCAUAUUGGAAACAAUGAAUGUGAGUAGAAAUGACACAAUACAAUCGGCACCUCAGAUCUCAACAUUUUUACAAUCGCUCUUCAUCGUGAUGUAUUCGUUUAUUAUAGUGAUUGCAGUUGGGGGAAACAGUGUCGUGUGUUAUUUGGUGUAUGCUUAUAAGCGGAUGAGGACGGUGCCAAACUACUUCAUCGUCAAUUUAGCCUUAAGUGAUAUUAUAAUGGCGAUUUUCUGCAUUCCCUUCACGUUUGUGGCCAAUCUAAUGCUUAAUUAUUGGCCAUUCGGAGAGUUAAUGUGUCCAACAGUAUGUUACCUUCAGAUUGUCUCUGUAUUUGUGAGUGCUUACACACUUAUGGCAAUGAGCGUAGACCGAUAUAUAGUGAUUGUACAUCCGUUUAAGAAGAGAAUAACUACAGGCUAUACCUUAUUUAUCAUUAUUAUCAUUUGGAUUUUAUCUCUUUCUAUCCCUAUCCCCACAUUGUUCAAUGCCCGGAUCGAGUAUUAUUCGAACACGAGUGGACAGUGCCUAGAGAUUUGGGAGGGGAACGAGAGAGGGCGGUACGCUUACAGCGUGGGGAUCAUGGUCCUACAUUAUUUUGCCCCGAUGGUGGUCAUGAUGUUUUGUUACACGACAAUCAGAUAUCAUAUAUGGCUAAAACAUAAUCAGAAAGACGACCAGAACAAGAGGCGGCUACAACUGGCGUCGGCCAAACAAAAAAUGAUUCGUAUGAUGGUGACUGUGGUGAUAUUUUACGCCCUCUGUUGGCUGCCUUUCCACGUGAUCACGCUCGCCGGAGACCAGGAUCCUGAAAUCUAUAACCAGAGCUUUAUGCCCGUUCUCUGGGUUUUCUUCCACUGGUUGGCCAUGAGUAACAGCUGUUACAACCCAAUCAUUUACAUCUGGAUGAGCCCAAAAUUUAGAGCAGGGCUUCAUUUAGCAUUCCAUAAAUGUUGUCAACGAAGACAUUCAAAAUGUGAAUCUGAUGAGCAACUAGACGAAAAGGGUGUAAACAAUAAAGUUGUGUUACGUAUUGAAAUUCAAUCAGCACAAAAAGUAAAUAAAAAGUCCGAAGACUGUAGGUAUUUAUCGCAUAAAGAACAACUUUUAUCUGAUAGUUAUGUUUUACCUGGAAAGAUACACAGCGACACUUGA